This is a messenger RNA of Zingiber officinale, 2102 nucleotides long. Its product is annotated as 5' exonuclease Apollo-like. The transcript is spliced from 5 exons. The record is from RefSeq and is a predicted model, not a curated record. Gene Ontology annotation, biological process: protection from non-homologous end joining at telomere; double-strand break repair via nonhomologous end joining; interstrand cross-link repair. NCBI's taxonomy places the organism in Eukaryota, Viridiplantae, Streptophyta, Magnoliopsida, Zingiberales, Zingiberaceae. Bases 117 to 1799 code for a protein of 560 amino acids. Gene Ontology annotation, molecular function: 5'-3' DNA exonuclease activity; damaged DNA binding.
UCCGCCGGAAGCAGAAGCCCCUUCCUCCUCUCUAUAAAUAGCCGGAGUCGCCAGAUUUGCGGUCGAUCGACACCGACUACGAAGACUAGGGUUAAGUCCGUAGUCGGAGGGAAGCGAUGCCGAUCGAGAUGCCGAAGGGGCUCCCCUUCUCCGUCGACACGUGGACGCCGGCGUCCCUCCGGAAGCGCCACCACUUCCUCACCCACGCGCACAAGGACCACCUCGCCGGCAUCGUUGCGCACUCCUCCCGACCCGUCUACGCCACCCGCCUUACCAAGGCCCUUGUCCUCGGCUACUUCCCUCAGCUCGACGAUUCGCUGUUUGUGGAAAUUGAGGUCGGUCAGUCGGUCGUGGUUGAUGAUCCUGACGGAUCGUUCUCAGUCACGGCGAUCGAUGCCAAUCACUGCCCAGGAGCGGUCAUGUUUCUAUUCGAAGGUGGAUUCGGUAACAUAUUGCACACGGGUGAUUGUAGGCUUACUCCCGAUUGUUUGCAAAGUUUACCAUUGAAAUAUAUAUCAAAGAAAGGGAGAGAGUCUAUUUCUUAUCUCGAUUACCUAUUUCUGGAUUGCACUUUCAGUAAAUUUCAUCUUAAAAUGCCAAACAAAGAAUCAUCCAUCCAACAGGUUAUAAGUUGCAUAUGGAAACACCCUAAUGCACCGAUUGUAUAUUUCUCAUGUGGUAAUCUGGGGCGGGAAGAAAUUCUAGUUGAAGUAUCCAAAACUUUUGGAUCUCCUAUUUUUGUAAACAAGUCAAAAUAUCCUGAUUUGUUCCAGGUUCUUCUUCUUGUCGCGCCUCAAAUUCUCUCUGAUGAUGCCUCUUCUCGCUUUCAGGUAAUUGGAUUAUCCGAACUAAAUGACAAAGUAAGCGCGGAACCUGCAGAGGCACGUGCUAAUCUCCAACCCGAACCUCUUUUCAUUCGUCCAUCUGUUCAGUGGUACGCCACCAAUCCCACCCUCAACAAAUCAAGGAAGAAAGUGUGUCCAACCGAAGCCCAAAGGGAUGAGUUGGGAAUUUGGCAUGUCUGCCACUCCAUGCAUUCGUCCCGCGAAGAAUUAGAUUGGGCUCUGCACUUCCUCCGCCCCAAGUGGGUGAUCUCUACGACACCUCCUCAACGAGCCAUGGAUCUUGAUUACGUCAAGAACAACUGCUACAAGACUAAUAUCGCUUCAGAUGAUCCGCUGUGGAAGUUAUUCAAAGGCUCUGGUGCUAGGUCCCCUAUGCGCAGUCCUCCAGUUUUAAAGAUUCUCAAGAACGACGAGAAGUGUACUUCCGUUCCUGAAAUGCUAGACACCUCACAGAUAUGCAUUUUGCGUGCGGAAACUUCACUUCCAAAGCAGUUCGAUCUGAAAUUGGAAAUUCCUCCACUCAGAUCUGAGUCUUUCACAUUAUUCGGGAGAGCAAGGCUCGGUCUCAAUGAUCCAGACACAGUCAACUUUGGAGACAAUGCUCCUUCAACACCCGAAGACCAUGAUUCAGUUUGCCCUGACUGUGACAAGAUCACUGACCCUGGCUCAACGUUACCUAUGAACAAAGGUUAUGAUUCAUCUAUUGGAUUUUCCAAUAGUUUAGAUAACCCUGAACCAUCCAAGGGCGGACCGAAUUUCCACGAACUGGAUGAUCGGUUAGGUACUGCAUCCGACUUGCCAUCUACUGCAGCAUCUUCUACCAUGAGCUCAAACCUGAGAAAACUAUACAGAUCAAUGAAUGUUCCUGUCCCCCGGCCUCUACCGUCAUUAACUGACCUUAUGGAGACUUGUAAACGAGCCAAGAACAUUACAGGGUCGACGGUACCGAGUUGAGCCAUUCCCGUCUCGAUUCACAGGUAAAGUCCUCCAAUGUUUCAUAAUUUUUCCCUUCCGAUUCUUGAAACCUCAUACAGCUGUUUCAUUGACUUUCAUAAACGUAAGUUAUAGAAGCUUCUUCUUGUCAAUUGCCUAACAUUAUUGACUUUCAAUAUUGCGAACUAGCUGAGUUUGCUCAUUUCUUAGAGAAUAAAAUAGGAUGACAUAGACAGCAGGAAGAAUGAAACAACUAUUUCUUAGAGAAUAAAAUAAAAUAAAUUAAAAUAAAAUAAAAAUGCAAUAGGAAUAUGAAAUGGAUUA